AUGAACGAAGAACAGGAAAUCAACAAAAAGAGAAAGAGUAAUUGUCAAGAAUAUCAAGUUACGAAAAGGUUUGAGGAAUUCGAUGAAGAAGACAACGAUUUGCUGGCAUUAUCUUUGUCAUAUGGUUCAAAGACGACGACCAAUAAGGCACUUCCUCCGACUCCACCAGCGACGCUUCCACAGCAACAAGAACAACCCCAACAAAUAGUUUCCCAAUCUUUGUCAAUGCAAACAUUGCUUUCCCAACCCCCGACUCAAUUCCCUCUCCAGUUAUCCGCCUCCCAUCCUCUUUACAGCGUUCCUUUUGUCUCCGGAGCCUCGUCUUCUGCCACUCUUGUGUACCCCCAAGAGCCUGUCUCGUCAUCGUCUUUGUCGGUUGUCCCUGGCACAGGCACUGGCACUGGCCCUGGUCCUUCACGCCCUAUACGUGUUCGGAGGAACCCUACACAGGCCCCACGAGAAGGGAAAAGCGAGACGGUCACUCAACCGUUUCCAUGGGCCACAACCCAUCGAGCCACCGUUCAUAGCGUUAACUAUUUGUUGUCAAAACAAAUAUUUACAAUCACUGGUGAUGUUCAAUGCAAGAGAUGUGAGAGACAGUACGAGAUUGCUUAUGAUUUGAAAGGCAAGUUCGCUGAAAUUGGGACUUUUAUAGCGGAGAAAAAGAAUGCCAUGCAUGACAGGGCUCCACCUGUUUGGAUGAAUCCAGUGCUACCCAAAUGCAAGUUUUGUGAUCAGGAAAACAGUGUCAAGCCAGUGAUUUCUGACAAGAAGAAAUCAAUCAACUGGCUCUUUUUGCUUCUCGGACAAAUGCUGGGAUGCUGUACUCUUGAGCAGUUGAAGUAUUUUUGCAAGCACACCAAAAACCAUCGUACUGGUGCCAAAGAUCGCGUUCUUUACCUGACUUAUCUUGGUCUUUGCAAGCAACUAGAUCCCAAUGGCCCUUUUAACAGAUAAGCUUGAUCAUCUGAGUAUCAGCAUUCAUGAUUUGAUUGAUUUCAGGAGGAUGUAAAUUGCGGUAGCUUUCGGUGACUUUAGGACAGUUUAACUUGGUACAAUCCUGUGUUUAGGAUCUAGGC
Messenger RNA from Durio zibethinus, 1079 nucleotides. RefSeq lists its product as uncharacterized. Lineage: Eukaryota; Viridiplantae; Streptophyta; Magnoliopsida; Malvales; Malvaceae. The record is from RefSeq and is a predicted model, not a curated record.